Molecule: messenger RNA, 997 nt
Organism: Meloidogyne enterolobii
Lineage: Eukaryota; Metazoa; Nematoda; Chromadorea; Rhabditida; Meloidogynidae
Source: the annotation of a GenBank genome assembly
AAUGAGUGAAAAUGAGAAAAAAUUAAUUUCAAGGUCUCGUUCCAGGCCUUCAUUAGAAUUGUAUAAACCUCCAGUUCUUCGUGGAAUAAAGUCUCUUCCUAGAAAAGUCCAAAAUGUGCAAACUGAAUUUCCAGAAGAAAAUAUUCAAAAAGAAAUUUCACUUUUAUCGUCAAAUGAAGAAAACAAAGAAGAAACAAGUCAAUUACCAAAAUCUCAGCUUAAAAUUCCUUCAAAAUCAACAGAAAUACCACAAAAAUGCCAAAAACAAUUAAUUAAAAAAUCAGAAGAAAAAGCCAAACCUUCAAUGAAUUUUGAUGAUUUAAUAAAUAAUUUGCGUUUAUUUUUGUCAAAAGAUUUACAAAAUGGAAACGAAAUUGGGGAGUUUUUAAUUUUAAAUUGUUCUCCUGAAAUGGCUAAAUAUGUUGGAAUUUUUAUUGUUAAAUAUUUGGUGGAAGAUUGUUGUAAAAAUAAUAAAAAAUAUUUGAAAAAAGGAAUUCUCUCAAAGUUAUUUACUUCAUUAUUUAACACUUCAAUAUUUAAAUAUUUUUAUAAUGGAAUUAUUUUGUCUUUUGAACGUUAUUUUGAAUGUAAAAAUAAAUUAAGGAAUUUAGAAGAAAUUAAAGAAGAAGAAAAUUCUUUUUAUUUUUUGGUUUGGCAAAAUUUUAUUUUUUUAAUUUUUGAAUUGGCACAAAUUUGUAAUGAAGAAGGAAUAAUUAUUUUAAUUUUUAAUAUUUUUGAUUAUUUACUUAAUGAACCUGUUUUGAAUUCUUUGAAAAUUUUUGAGUUGGAAUCAAUUUUAUCUCUUUUAAUGAUUAUUGGCCACCGUUUAGAAUUAGACUAUCCACUCCAAACAGACGAAUUACGUAUUUUAUUACGCAAUGCUUCUUUAAAUUCAACAGAAUGUUGGGCACGAAAAAUGAUUUUGUUAAUGGUGGAAUUGGGGGCUGUUAAUUGGAAAAUUGUUCCGCAAAUUGAAGAAUUUUAUUAUACUUUGUGA